AUGGAUUCGGGGAGAAGAUGUGAUCGUGAGUGUAAGCCUGGUGAUAGAAGAGUUUGUCAUUUCUAUUUUAUGAUGAAAUACUUCCAAGUUAUGGGCGGUGCUUGCGCAAACUGCACCAAAGGGGAUGUCGACGGUUGUCUUGAUUCAAAAUGUGUACUUGCUGAUGGAGUAGGACGAGGUUUUUUAAGUAUUAAUUUUCGGCUUCCUGGCCCGCCGAUUAAUGUGUGUAAAGGUGACGUAAUUGUUAUUGACUUAACUAAUGAAGGCCAAGGAACAUCAACUGCAAUCCAUUGGCAUGGCAUACGACAAUUCAACACACAGUUUAUGGAUGGAGUUCCCUACGUCACUCAAUGUCCAAUUCCAUUCGGUGCAAAGUUUCGCUACGCUUUUCAUGCUGAAGAUGAAGGCACACAUUUCUAUCACUCUCAUGCCGGUCAUCAAAAAGCAAAUGGAAUUUUUGGGUCGCUUAUCGUUAGAGGUCCCAGAGAGCAAAACCCUAAUUCUUAUCUGUAUGAUUACGAUUUGAAAGAACAUGUCAUUAUAGUUUCUGAUUGGAUGCAUCAUCUCGCUGAAGAAGACUUUCCAGGCGUCGUUUCGCGAUCUGUUCUGACCGAAAGUAUUCUUAUCAAUGGUCACGGUCGUUAUUAUAAUACAACUUCUGAGUCAUAUACGUUCGCUCCAUGGCCACUAUUCAAUGUAGAUGCAAACAAACGUUAUCGUUUUCGAUUUAUCAAUUCGGGGUUUAAUGUUUGUCCAUUCAUGUUGCAAAUAGAAAGUCAUGAGAUGAUAAUAAUUGCGUCAGAAGUAAGCAAUGUUCAUCCGAUGACGAUUGAUUCACUUUAUUCCCUUCCUGGAGAGAGAUUCGACUUUGUUGUGAAUGCUGAUCAACCUCCGAGAGAUUAUUGGAUACGUGUUCAAACUUUGAAUCCAUGUCGAACUGUUGUUGAGACUUUUGGGAUUUUAAGAUAUGGAGAAGAUCAUCAAAUGUCAAUUGGGACAAGAGUCUCUUUCACAGCGAAUCUACCCCCAAGAUUAUCAACUGAAUUUCCAACAAAGAAAUUCUUCAACUCACCAAUGCCAAAAGUCAAAGACAUUCCUUUGAUCAGCUUGAAAGCUUACAAUUCCGACCGAAGUAUCAUUGACAAUCCACCAAAUCAUAAAUUUUAUCUCUUUCUCGAUUCACCGACAAUUCUUGAUCACACGAUGGAUGAGAAUGGAAAUUAUUUUCGAUUGGAUUUUGAAACGUCACGAACUGAUUUUAACAGCAUUGGAACGUUCAAUAACAUCAGCUUAAAAUAUCCAACAUUUCCUUUAUUAACUCAACCAGAACUCAUCAACGAUUCAAUGUUUUGCAAUGAAAAUUCGACAGUUGGAAAGCACUGCUUUGAUAAUAAAUUCUUAACAGCCUGUCGAUGCGUGCAUAGAAUUAAAGUAAAAUUUAAUUCAAUUGUUGAACUUGUUGUUGUGAAUGUUGAUGACCAAAUUGCACAUCCAGUUCAUUUGCAUGGUCACAAGUUUCAUGUGUUGGACAUGGGAGUGUUUGAGAAGAAGCCAAUUCCAGGUGUUAUUCGAAGAAAUGGAAUUCCAAUGACGAUACAUAAAAAUCCGCCUUUUAAAGACACUGUUAUUCUACCAUUUCCUGGCUAUGUCAGACUUCGAUUCAGAGCAAACAAUCCUGGGUUUUGGCUUUUCCAUUGUCAUUUUGAUUGGCAUUUAGAAACAGGCAUGGCCGUAAUAUUUCAAGUUGGUGAAUUAAGUGAUAUGAAACACAUCAAAAUCCCUACAAACUUUCCAAAAUGCAGUGAAUUUUCAAUAGAUGAAAUAGAUUAA
Molecule: messenger RNA, 1830 nt
Organism: Clunio marinus
Lineage: Eukaryota; Metazoa; Arthropoda; Insecta; Diptera; Chironomidae
Source: the annotation of a GenBank genome assembly